Messenger RNA from Cucumis sativus (cucumber), 1129 nucleotides. RefSeq lists its product as uncharacterized. NCBI's taxonomy places the organism in Eukaryota, Viridiplantae, Streptophyta, Magnoliopsida, Cucurbitales, Cucurbitaceae. The record is from RefSeq and is a predicted model, not a curated record. The transcript has a single exon. The coding region runs from base 35 to 868 and encodes 277 amino acids.
AAAAUCAAACUUUGUUACUAAUUUGUAUUUGUUAAUGUCGAUAAGGCCGGAGAUUGUUCUUCGUAAUCAUCCAAGCCAUCCAUGGCAUGGACUAGAGCUGAAAAACUACAUGAAACCAUACACUUGCAAUGGGUGCAAGGAAAAAGGGUUCGGCCCACGAUACCGAUGCGAAAGAUGUGAUUUUAACCUUCACCAAGCUUGCAGUUACACUAGUCUUCGACUGAGUUCCCAUGACUACUUCCCGGGCUCCAAGUUUAAGUUCCUUAGAAACCCACCAAAACCGUGCCAUCCAGAAUGUAUAAUAAGGUGCGAUGCUUGUAGAAAGACCAUCAAAGGCUACGUUUUCCAUUGCGAGGAAGAUGACAUAGAUCUCCACCCAUGUUGUCGAAACCUCAAACGAAGUUACCAAAUCGAAGAAGUGAAGUUUAAGCUCCACAGGAAGGUGAGAGGGAAGUGCAUGUGGUGUAAUAGAAAGAACCUUAAGGAUGGUGGUAACAACGACAAUGGGUGGUCUUACGUGUCCGAGUGCGAUAACUACCAUGUUCAUGUCGCUUGUGUUACCGAAAUGGCUUUGGAAGAAUGGUACAACUACAACAACCACAACAACCGGCGCAGUGGUGGCGGGAGCAGUAGUAGCAGCAGCAGCAGCAGCGGCAGUCUUAGAGUGAUGAAGAGUACUACUACUGCACCACAAUCUUUGUCUGUGAAGUUGAAAGUGCAAGAAAUUCAAGCUCGUGGGCGUUGGGAUGGAGGGGCAAAGAACAAGUUUUGGAGAAUCACAAAGUUCAUCAUCAAGACUGUUGUUAGUAUCGUAAUUGGAGACCCGACUAUGAUUAUCGCCUCUUUCUUUGUCGAGCUACUUCCAUGAAAGAAGACUUGCGUGCAUUACUUUUAAUCAUCUGUGCAACUUUUCUUGUCUCGUCUUUGUUUCUUUGGUUCUUCAUUUCCUUUUUUGAUUGUGUGCUUGUAUGAAAGUUAACCUUGUUGAUGUUGGUCGUCAUGCAUGUUAUUACCUUUAUGGAAAAGUAUAUAUAUUUAAGUUUGAAUGCCAUUGAAAUUAUAGUGUUACGAAGAGGAGUUGAUUAUGGUUUUUGAAUAAUUAGACAGUUAUUUGCAAUUUAUUCUUCCA